UCUUUCUUUCCGGCUAGUACGCCAUCAAUUGAGGCAACAUGGGAGCGUACAGAUAUAUGCAGGAGCUAUGGAGGAAAAAGCAGUCGGACGUGAUGCGUUUUCUGCUCCGUGUCCGCUGCUGGCAGUACCGUCAGCUGUCUUCCCUCCAUCGUGCUCCCAGACCCACCCGACCCGACAAGGCCCGUAGACUGGGAUACAAGGCCAAACAAGGCUACGUCAUCUACCGCGUGCGUGUGCGCCGUGGAGGUCGUAAGCGCCCCGUGCCAAAGGGUGCCACCUACGGCAAGCCCGUGCACCACGGUGUCAACCAGAUCAAGUUCGCCCGUAGCCUGCAGUCCACGGCUGAGGAGCGCGCUGGCCGUCACUGCGGUGGUCUCCGGGUCCUGAACUCCUACUGGGUGGGUGAGGACUCCACAUACAAGUUCUUCGAGGUGAUCCUGGUCGACACCUUCCACAAGGCCAUCAGACGCAACCCCGAGACCCAAUGGAUCACCAAGGCCGUGCACAAGCACAGGGAGAUGCGCGGCCUGACCUCGGCCGGCAAGAAGAGCCGCGGCUUGGGCAAGGGUCACAAGUACCACCUGACCAUCGGAGGUUCCCGUCGCGCCGCCUGGAGGAGACGCAACACCCUGCAGCUCCACCGCUACCGUUAAGGAGCGUCUUGUCUGUACAUUCGUCACAAUAAUAAAGAACCUUUUUACGGUGGU
Messenger RNA from Chanos chanos (milkfish), 707 nucleotides. It is a transcript of the gene rpl15, whose product is annotated as ribosomal protein L15. The record is from RefSeq and is a predicted model, not a curated record. Gene Ontology annotation, cellular component: ribosome; cytosolic large ribosomal subunit. Gene Ontology annotation, molecular function: structural constituent of ribosome; RNA binding. The coding region runs from base 39 to 653 and encodes 204 amino acids. The transcript has 4 exons. Gene Ontology annotation, biological process: cytoplasmic translation. NCBI's taxonomy places the organism in Eukaryota, Metazoa, Chordata, Actinopteri, Gonorynchiformes, Chanidae.